Fusarium musae is the source of this 1659-nucleotide messenger RNA. RefSeq lists its product as uncharacterized. Lineage: Eukaryota; Fungi; Ascomycota; Sordariomycetes; Hypocreales; Nectriaceae. Bases 1 to 1659 code for a protein of 552 amino acids. Gene Ontology annotation, cellular component: membrane. The record is from RefSeq and is a predicted model, not a curated record. The transcript has a single exon. Gene Ontology annotation, molecular function: D-arabinono-1,4-lactone oxidase activity; FAD binding.
AUGGAUCUUCAGAAUCUGUCCGCAGCAGAGCUCGUCCAGAAGUUCGACAAUGAUCGAACAAACACUACCCUCGCUGAAGAAAUUCACCGUCGAACAAUCGACCCAUCCCUCAACGGUGAACUCUUCCAAGAGAUUAAGAAUCUCAAGGACUCUAUCGAAGGAGUCCCCAAGUCUCCGCGCGACGAGUUUGUAAGACCUCGACCUGGCCCUAAAACAUGGGAAAAUUGCAUCGGGCAACAAAAAUGCACCCCCAAAUUCUUGCGCUAUCCCAAGGGGCUACCAGACCUUGUUCAAGCUGUUAAAGAUGGCAGAGAACAGAAACUCAAUGUUAGAGCUGUGGGCUCGGGACAUUCCUUCUCGAAUAUUUGUCCUACUGAUGGAAUUCUACUCGAUCCUCAUGGCAUGAACAAGUUCUUGAAGUUAAACUCUGAGACUUUGAAAGAGCCUCCUAAAGCUUCAGAUCAUGUUUCUGUUGAGAGUGGAAUCACGAUCAAGGAUUUGAACUCGCAGCUUGAUAAGAUGGGGAAAGCUCUCGCGACUAUGGGGGCGUAUGAUGGACAGACUCUUGUCGGAGCUAUAACGACUGGUACCCAUGGCAGUGGUAAAGAUUCUGGAAAUCUUGCCAGCCUUGUUCGAGCUAUCAUCCUUGUUUCAGAAACUGGAAAAGUUUAUCAGAUUGAGCCAAAGGAUGGAAUCACUGAUCCUGCCAAGUUCGUCCCGGGCGAUGCUCAGGAACUGAAGCAGGAUGAUGAUUGGUUCCAAGCCGCACUCAUCUCAAUGGGCUGUUUAGGUCUUGUCUACUCUUACAUCAUCGAAGUGGUGCCCACGUUCUUCCUAAGCGAAGUCCGCUCAUUAACAACUUGGCAAGACUACAAGACCCAACUUGCAGGUGGUCUUGCUUCUGCACCUUUGCAAAAUCACUACUUCGAGAUUGACCUGAACCCUUAUGAGACACUCGGCCGAAACAUCGCCGUCACCACCAUCCGCACAGUCUCAAACGCUACAAAACGCGAAGGCAGUCGUGGUUUCGACAACUGGCUCGCUGGCCUCCUCGCCCAACACCACUGGGUCGAAGACAUUCUCGUCUGGAUCCUCAACCGCUGGCCACUCCACAGCCCCGGCAUAAUCACCACCGCCAUGAAGAGCCUCCCCGUGAAGCACUACAUCGACAAGAGCUUCAAAGUCCUCAACAUCGGCGCCGUCGACGACGUAAAAGCGUACGCCAUGGAACUAUCUUUCGACGCCAACAAGGACAUUGUCUCCAUCGUGGAUCGUAUCCUCGCGCUGUUCCAAAAGGCGGCUGCUGAGAAGAAGUGGUUUUUGGCUGGGCCGUUUGCUUUGAGGUUUGUUAAAGAGUCUAAUGCGUUUUUGGCACCGCAGCAGGGGAGGACGACGAUGAUGGUGGAGAUGGAUAUGUUGUUUGGGGUCAAGACUGGGGAGGAGUUGUUGAAGUUUAUGAGACAGGAGCUGUGUGAGGGAGAGGACGGAAAGGGUGUUAGGGUUCAUUGGGGGUUGGAUCUGGAUACGGUUGUGAAGAGAGAUUUGGAGAGGAUGUAUCCUGAGUCCGCAAGGUGGUUGGCUGUUUAUAAGGAGCUGAACUCGACGGGAAUUUGGAAUAGUCCUUUCACGGCGCGUCUAGGGAUUUCUAUGCCUAUGUAA